Messenger RNA from Klebsormidium nitens, 2250 nucleotides. Lineage: Eukaryota; Viridiplantae; Streptophyta; Klebsormidiophyceae; Klebsormidiales; Klebsormidiaceae. The record is from the annotation of a GenBank genome assembly.
GUCUGAGCUUCUCGAAUGAAGCAGAAAAGUGACAGGAGUCGCCGGACAGAAGAAGAAGCAGUGCAUGAGAGAGACGGGCUUCGUUUCAUGCAGUGGAUCGCUUCUCUGCAGAGUUGGCACCAAAGUGGUUGUCUUUGGACUUGUGUUCCACUGACACCAGUUGCCGCUCCAAGAACUUUUGAGUUCACGAGCUGUGGACGAGAAAAGACGAAGCAGUGGUGAUUAAGAGUAGCAUCUUUUUUACAAUUGGUGUUCAGGCGUCCUUCCUCUUCCAGCAGAAAACCCCAAAAUUGAAGUUGAGAUAUUUGCGAGUAUAACACGGGCAGUGCCUCAGCUGCCUGGCAGCGCAGCAUGGCUGAGAAGUGGUCUGGGGCGGUCAGAGUAGCGGACUUGAAUGAUUUUAUUGCCCCAUCACAAGCGUGUGUGGUCAACUUGAAGGGGCAGAAGCAGUCGGAGGAGGAACAGCAGGGGCAGGCCAAGGAUGGUCUGGUGCAGAUUCAGGCCCGGAAGAUUGACUUCCCCCAGGUGCGGAAGGCUGCUACUGAUGAAGCCAUCAAAGUCAGCCUGCAUGACUGCCUGGCGUGCAGUGGGUGCAUCACGUCUGCAGAGACCGUGAUGCUGCAGCAGCAGAGCACCGACGAGUUUGUGCAGCGCCUCAGCAGUGCCACGCAGGCGGUGGUGGUCUCCCUCUCGCCUCAGAGCCGGGCCUCCCUGGCCACCCACUACGGCAUCACCCCCCUCCAGGCGUUCCGCAAGCUGACUGGCUUUCUGAAGUCGCUGGGAGUGAGGGCGGUGUUUGACACCAGCUGCAGCCGCGACCUGUCCCUCCUAGAGUCCUGUCAAGAGUUCGUGGACCGCUACAGAAAGGCAGCCGGCAAUAGUGCCACCAAACAGGGGGAGCUGCCCAUGCUGGCCUCCGCCUGCCCAGGCUGGGUGUGCUACGCGGAGAAGACGCACGGGCAGCACAUCCUGCCGCACAUCAGCAGCACCAAGAGCCCACAGCAGGUCAUGGGCACGCUGGUCAAGCGCCAUGCCUGCUACCGCCUCGGCCUCAGGCCUGAAGACAUCUACCACGUGACCAUCAUGCCGUGCUAUGACAAGAAGCUGGAAGCCGCGCGCGACGACUUCAUCUUUGCAGUCGACCCAGGGGGCGGCACGGGGGACUCGGGGCAAGCAGGGCCGAGGGUUACUGAGGUGGACUCGGUGCUGACGUCAGGCGAAAUUCUGGACCUGCUGGAGUCCCGAGGCGUUGACUUCGCUGCCCUGGAAGAAGCCCCACUGGACCUCAUGCUGAGCAGCGUGGACGAGGCGGGCCACGUGUACGGGGUGCGCGGCGGUGCGGGCGGCUACCUGGAGACUAACUUCCGACACGCGGCCAGGGUGCUCUUCGGGCAGACGGUGGAGGGGCCGCUGCAGAUGAAGACGCUCCGGAACGCCGACUUCAAGGAGGUCUCGCUCGAGGUGGACGGCAAGCGGGUGCUCCACUUCGCCGCCGCUUACGGUUUCCGGAACAUCCAGAACCUGGUGCGCAAGAUCAAGCAGGGCAAGUGCGAGUACCAGUUCGUGGAGAUCAUGGCGUGCCCCGCGGGCUGCCUCAACGGCGGCGGGCAGAUCAAGCCGCGCAAGGGCCAGACCGCCAAGGACCUCAUCCAGCACCUCGAGGCCGCGUACCUGCACGAGGUGACAGUCCGUGACCCAGCGGACAACCCCCUCGUCCAGGAGCUGUACCGAACGUGGCUUGGGGGCCCGUAUUCGGAAAAUGCCCGCAGCUUAUUGCACACGCAGUACCAUGAAAGAGAACGAACGGUGACAGCCUCAAUCAGCAACUGGUGACAAUAGCAUAGAGGAGUAGGCAGGGUCCUCUUACAAACUAAAUGCGCGCGUUUUAAGUCGUAGAAGCAAGUCUGCUGCAUCAUGAGGCCGCAUGUGCAGCUUACUAGGAAUCAAAGAACGUCGAAUUAUCUGCGGAGAGAACGAAUUUAGCCGAAUAGCGCUAUAUGUAGCUAAUCCAAACCUUAGGCGCUUGGAGAGCUAAAGCUUAGAACAAAGGGCUGAGCCUAAAGUGAGUCCUUGGUUGUUUAAGAAGGAUCACGAAGGACAAGACUCUUUUGCACGGUAUCCGAUGAAGGCGACAUGCCGCAACUUGCGAGUAACUAACCUUAAUUCGAGGUGCAUUGAAAGGUCUCUACUUUGUAACCUAGCCUUUGCCAGAUCCAUCUGCGCAACGCCUUGGGUACCUGAUAGUCGUUG